This is a messenger RNA of Rhopalosiphum maidis (corn leaf aphid), 4975 nucleotides long. RefSeq names its product probable ATP-dependent RNA helicase spindle-E (gene spn-E). The record is from RefSeq and is a predicted model, not a curated record. Bases 481 to 4836 code for a protein of 1451 amino acids. NCBI's taxonomy places the organism in Eukaryota, Metazoa, Arthropoda, Insecta, Hemiptera, Aphididae. Gene Ontology annotation, cellular component: intracellular anatomical structure. Gene Ontology annotation, molecular function: ATP binding; zinc ion binding; RNA binding. The transcript has 25 exons.
AUAGUUGAAAAUAAUAAUUUAUUGUUUUAUUUAUACACGUCUGUAAUAAUAUAUAUUUUAACCGUUGAUGUAAAAUUGACGUUGUCGUGACUGUGACCGCUGAUUAUCAUUAUAUUUUUGUAUUUAUGCAGUUGAUAGUACUUAAAUAGCAUAUUUUAUCGUAAACAACAAUUAUAAUAUGUUAUAAUAACACACAUGAUAUAGUACGACACAUUUUCCACUGGAAUUUAAAACGGUAAUGUUAGGUUGUUAUAAGAUUGAAUAAGAGUAAUACCCCUGAUUCUCCUUAGUAACAUUGACGACGACGACGGACAUUUUGACUUUUUGUCUUGUCCCGAAUAAUUAUUUUCAUAAUCCUUUUUCACUGUUGGUUAAUAUUUUUAAUUUAUGAAAAAAGUUGAGUGAUGUAUAUGGUGCGUCGAAUUAGACGUUGAAGUCGAAAUACCUUUCGUUGCCAUUCGGAAUAAAAUAGAUACUACCAUGUCCAUUUGGCAACAAUUUGCUAAAGGAAAAAUUGAAAAAAAAAUUUUGCCAGGAUCUGAUUUACAUAUUUAUUCAAAGCAUAAGUAUAAUUCAGAUUUACCUCAGUCUAGUCAUAGUUAUGUUGACUAUGACGAGCAAGGUAGAAGUUAUGUUAAUACUGGUUUGAGCGAAUAUGACAAAGAAAAUGAAGAAUAUAAUGAAUUAUCAAAAAAAGCUUUACAUGAUUCAAACAUGAGUUCCGUUGAUAGUAUUACUUAUGCAAAUUCAGUGGCUGAUCUAAAAGAUUUAGAUAUAGAUGAAAUUAAGCUUUUUGAACAUUAUAAAUUUAAAGACCCUUCUAAUAAAUCAAAUGAUUUAGAAAUUGCUGAGUCUAAAGAUAAGAUUAUUAAUUCCAUAAAUUCAAACUGUACAGUUCUGAUAUCUGGUGCUACAGGAUGUGGGAAAAGUACCCAAGUUCCUCAGUAUAUUUUAGAUGACUGUAUGAGUAAAAAAAAAUAUUGUAAUAUUAUUGUUACUCAGCCUAGACGUAUAGCUGCAAUCUCAGUAUCUAAACAAGUAAACAAAGAACGUUGCUGGAAAGAUGGGCUCUUGGUCGGUUAUCAAGUUGGGCGUAAAAAAAAUUAUGAUCCUAUCACUACAAAAAUUUUAUAUUGCACUACAGGAAUCUUGUUAUUAAAAAUUAUUAAAGCAAAAAGCCUUUCUGAAUUUUCUCACAUUAUAUUGGAUGAAGUUCAUGAAAGAACACUUGAAAUGGACUUUUUAUUAUUAAUUAUAAAGAAGUUACAAAAGAGCAACUCUCAGUCAACUCGUGUAAUACUAAUGUCUGCUACAGCAGAAACUGAAAAAUUAAGAGAUUAUUUUGGUGAUUAUUAUGGACAUCCUUAUAAUAGACAUCAAGCAGCACCAUUAGUUACAGUUGAUAAGGCAUCCAACUAUACUAUUCAUGUAGCAUAUUUGGAUGAUUUAUAUGGAUUGAUACCUUCUGCCCGAAAAAUGGAGUUUGGUAAAACACAGAUAGACGAAGCCGGUUAUGAGACAGCUGUUCAAUUAGUUAAAGCAUUUGAUGAAAUGAAAGUAGAUAAUGACGACAAAAAAUCUGUAUUGAUAUUCUUACCUGGUAUUUAUGAAAUUGAAGAAAUGCAUAGACGUAUGGAGGAUUUAAUGAUUUCUGAAAAUCAUAAAUGGAUUCUUAUACCAUUACAUUCAUCAAUAACAAGUGAAGAACAAGACAAGGUUUUUAUACAGACCCCAUUAAAUUAUCGUAAAAUUAUUUUGUCCACCAAUAUUGCUGAGAGUUCAAUAACUGUACCUGAUGUUUCUUUUGUGAUUGAUUUUUGCUUAAUGAAACAAUUAAAAAAUGAAAUGAGAUCUAAUUAUUCUAUGUUAAUUAUGACUUGGGCAUCAAAAAGUAAUUGUAAUCAAAGAGCUGGAAGAGUGGGUCGUGUGGCUGAUGGUCGUGUUUAUAGGUUAAUUCCUAAAAGAAUGUAUAAUGAAUUCAAUGACAAUGAAUUGCCUGAAAUGAGUCGUUGUUCUCUCAGUCGUGUUGUAUUAAUGUCUAAAAUAUUAGAUAUGGGAACACCCAAACAACUCCUUGCAAGCGCAUUGGAUGCACCAUGUUUAAAAAAUAUUAUACUCACCAUUCGUACUCUUAAACAGGUGGGAGCACUAUUAUCAACAGUAAAUGGAGUAAUUUCAUCAAUGGAUGGUGAUAUAACAUAUAUGGGAAAAGUAAUGGCACAUUUACCAUUAGAACCGCCAAUGUCAAAAUUAAUUUAUUUUGGAUAUAUCUUUAAUAUUUUAAGUGAAGCUAUGAUAAUGGCAUGUGGUCUAUCAAUAAAAAGUAUAUUUAGUCAGCCUUUUAAUCAACGUUUAGAAGCUUAUACACAAAAGUUAACUUGGGCUAAUUAUUCUUGUAGUGAUCCAAUUGCAUAUAUCGGUGCAUAUCAGAGUUGGCUUGAUAAUAAGCCAGAAUUUGAUCGAAAUCGAAAUUUUGAAAAAACAUGGGCUUUUAAAAACUACAUACAACUAUCAGCGAUACGAGAGUUAUAUGACUUGAUUGAUGAUGUAUCUAACAGAUUGAAUAGAAAUUUUGGUAUAGUUGCGAAUUCUGGUAAAAUGAAAUGGACCAAACCUGAAGAAAAAGCUAUGGCUUGCAAGGUUAUAUUGGCUGGGGCAUUUUAUCCUAAUUACUUCAUACGAGGAACAAAUAAUGCAUAUAUGGAUGAACAUGAAGUACUAAAAACAUUAAAUGAACAUGACCCUUAUCGAACAGUUUAUUUUACUGGAUUUCCAAAUGAUCAACCUAAAGAAUUAUAUAAAGAAGCUAUUGAAUCCCUAUUUCCCCAAAAAAUUGUUGGCAAACCAACAGCACAUUUUAGUACAUCUAAUAAAGUGUAUGUAGAAUUCCCAAUGUCAAAUAUAAAGAACACAGCAUCUAAUAAUAAUCAAUAUGAAGAAAAAGAAAAUCAAUUAGUACCUGGAAAUAUAUGCUAUGGUGUUUAUGUGGCUAUAAAAAUGCGUACAUUAAAGUUUAAUUUCAAUAUACCAUUACUAAAACCUAAUGAUGCAAAAAAAAAAGUAGAGUUGAUAACCCAGCAAAUGGCUGCACAGAAAAUAUUUCAUAAGGAAGUAUUACCAAUUCAACACUGUAUACUUGAAGAAAUUGAAUCUAAUAAUAGAGCUAUUGUUAUUAUGGUAACAUUUUUUGAAUCUGUUGAUCGUUUUUGGGCUCAGAUUAGGGAUGAAAAACAUCAUGAAAUAUUAAUUAAUCUAUGGAACUUUGUUAAUCACAAAAUAAGUCUCUUAAAAAUUAAUCCAGAAAAUUUAGAGAUAGGCAAUAUUUAUAUUGUGAUGCAUAAAAAUGAAAAAUAUAGAGGCAAAUUAAUGGAGAUUCCUCAUGGUCCUAAAAAAAAAUACACAUUUUUAUUGAUUGAUUUUGGAGAAACUGUUCAGUUGUGUGUUGAAAACAUUUUUAAUAUUGAAGGUGAAGAUACAACAAUUAAAGUUUAUAGUUUUCCAAUUCUAGCUUUCCAAUGUAAAAUAGCAAAAAUACGUUCACCUAUGAAUAGACAAUUGAAGGCUUGUUGGUCUGAAGAAACUAAAAACUUUGUCGUUGAAAAACUAUUAAAAAAUGCAAAAGGAAAAAUAUAUUCUAUAGUUGAUGGUGUUGUGUCAUUUGAAGAUCUAACCUUCAUAAAUGAAGAAGAAAGUAUUUCAAUUUCAGAAUACUUAAUUAAAAACAAUUUAGCUACUCGCACUGAAGAGUCUUUUGCUUCAAAGAUAGAUCAUGAAAAACGAAUUAAGCUUAUUGGAUCUAUUAACAAUGAGAUGCAUCAGAAAUCUAAUGUAUGUUUUAACCUGAAAAGUCCUACAGAAGGAGAGUCAUAUGCAAUUCACAAUUUAAAAGGACCUAUAAGUCCACUAGAAAUGUCUGUUAAUGGAAUAAGUCGUAAUAGUACUUCUAAAAUAGUAAAAAUAGAAAGUCAAUCCGUCAAUUCUAUUUUAUUGGAUACUGAUCCAAAUGAUUAUCAUGAGAGAUUGUUUGUUGCUGGAAAUGUAUGUUUAAAUGAAAAUGAUAAGUUAACUCUUUGGGAUACAACUAUGAUGCCAAAUAUUCCUGGGAUGCCGACAAUUAUUUGUUUAAUAUUCUCGCCAUGCGUGGAAAUCAGACACAAUUCUUCUUAUACUAAAAUGAUUGGAGCCAUUUGUGGUUUAGGUUAUCACCCAGAAACUGGUAGGCCAUUGUUUGAAGAGAAUGAUAUUGAAAUUACCUUUGAUACUGUUAUUGAUCUUAAUUUUUUGAACAAGAUUAAUGUUAUUAGAAUGCUGUUGAAUAGAUGUGUUAAUCCAGAAGACGAAGAAGGUCCUGGUGAUAUUUUUCAAAUACAACAUAGCUUACAAAUAUCUUUAAUAGAGAUAUUUAGCCAACCUACAAAGUUCAAAGGGCCAGAACCUUACUCAAGAAAAUAUAUGUGGUCAGAAAUUCGAACAUCAAGAUUGCAAUCACCAUAUCAAGAAAAUAGCCCCGUUAAUCACCCGAUGGCUGGUUCUGAUGUUUAUAAGUUACUGUGGGGCACUAUUUUAUCACAAAAGAUGUCUGCUACUGAGUGUAAAGACUUGAUGUUUAAACUAAGCAAAAUCAAAAGAUUAGAAGAAUGCUUAAAUUUCAACAAUUAUACCAGCGAACGGUGUUUAGAAGAACUUCGUUGCCCAUUAUGUAAUUUGGUAUUUACUAACACUUCAUCUGUUCUAAUGCAUUUCGACAAUUACCAGCAUAUUGAACGUUAUAAACUUGCUAAAGAAGAAUUACAAUUGCACUAUACAGGACCAUUUCGAGAUAUUAAAAACUUAUAAACUGAUUAAUUUCAAUACUAUUUUUAUAAUGUAUAAUACAAUUUAAGCUCAAACUUUGAUUAUUAAGAAUUUAAGAAUAUGAAUACAUAUCAAUUUCCUAAACUAGUUUUAGCAAGUUAAAAACAGUUAUAACUAGUAU